UUAUUUGACUGUGUAAAAUGGUGGAUAGGAGACAGUGAGACAGCUGCAGCAGACACAACACAGCUACCAAUAUCUUUAUCUAGAGGUAACGCUUACUCAUUUAGGGUGGGUGAAGAUUCGGAGUGAUGGCUGAUGCAGCAACAAUAAAGAAACACGCAGCUACUGUCCUGUGCUGUGUGGAAAAGGUCUCCUCCUUUGCCUCCUCCAUUGACCCUCUCUUUGGGAUAGUCUCAUCUCUGGUUGGAAUCGCUCGUAAAGGCCUUGUGGACGAAGAGGGCCACCCGCUAGAUGGCGACUUCCAGGAGAUCAACUCAAAACUGGAAUCCAUUUCCAAGAAGAACCACAAAUGUCUGAGACAAAUACAAAUCGAUGAGAUAAACGAGAACUACGGCAAGUACGAGGAGUACAUUAAACAUCAAUAUGCAGCUUUUAACACAAUGGUUGCUAAGCUGAAGAAGGAUCCGGACAGGACGAAGAUUCACAUGGAAACCUAUGAAAAAAUCUAUGAAAGAGACAAGAGUGACUUAAGCCUCAAUGUCUAUUACAAUGGAGUCAUGGGAACGGGAUCUUUGUUUGGAAGAAACCUGCUUAAAGUUUAUAUGGAGCAUUGCGAUGGCGAUUUGGAGAUAAUGGAGCAUAGAUGUUCACACCUCACGCAUCUCUUUCACAUGGGGCUAAUCGCGUUGAUGGCGUACACCGCUGUUACCGAGGAUGACGAGGAUGAGGUGAGGGAGAAGUGGGCCAAGAGGGUGGCUGACAUCCAGGGCGAAAUGCAGAAGGUGCUGAGUCAAUGCAAAGAUAAGCAAGCUCCCGCCUCGUGAAUGUAAUUACCCUCCUAUAGAGAUGAAGGAGUAGUAACCAAAGUCAACUGUCAACAGGAAAGACAUGUAAACUAUAACAGGAUGCUGUACAAAGAAGCCAUUGUUUUAUUGUUUUUCAUUUAAGAACUGCAUUUAAAACUAUAUCUAUAAUAUUGUAUUUUUGUGCACUGUGUAACUUUUCUGGAUCCUAGUACAGGUUUUUUUCCGUCUUAUCUUUUCCCACCAAGCCCCUUUACAGGACCAAAUUCCUAGUUUAAUGCCAUACCAUGGUCCAUUCCAGGGAAAGCAAUCUCCCCAUCAUAACCUACCAGGUGCUGGACUCUUUCCAAAAAGUUACACAGUGCCCCGUUAAGACAUGUUGUGUGUGAAUACUAUCAUGCUGAGAGUUUGAUGCUUAUUUUAAGUUGUACUAUGCAAUCAAAUAAAGUGGAAUCUUGUGAA
Messenger RNA from Boleophthalmus pectinirostris (great blue-spotted mudskipper), 1262 nucleotides. It is a transcript of the gene rpz2, whose product is annotated as rapunzel 2. NCBI's taxonomy places the organism in Eukaryota, Metazoa, Chordata, Actinopteri, Gobiiformes, Gobiidae. The record is from RefSeq and is a predicted model, not a curated record. The coding region runs from base 126 to 821 and encodes 231 amino acids. The transcript is spliced from 2 exons.